AUGACUUCGACACACUCCAUCACGCGACUCUUUGGCGGCCUUUCGCUGCUGCCGACAUCGACUCCGCGCACAACGACCACCAUGCUCUCAAACACAGCUCGAUCUUUCGCCACGACGCCCGCCUCGCUCGCCCGCAAGGCGACACCGCAAAUGAUGAAAAAGGGCGGCGCGGCGGGCAAGUUCAAGCCCUCGACGCCGAAGCGCAAGGCCAAGGGCCGGUCGACGGGCCUGACGGAGAGCGCGAAAAAGGUGCGCACGCUCAAGCAAAACAUGUUUUCACCCGCGCCGCCCCCGCUGCGCAUGGCCCGCCAGCGACACCUGCGCCACUGGACCAUCCACCGCGCGUGGCAGCUGUUUCGCCGCCAGCAGCACGAGGCGCAGCACAAGGAGCGCAGCCGCAUGCAGGCGGGCAUGUGGAACGCGUGCGAGGCGCUGCGGACGGCCACGGGCCCGGGCGAGCGCGGCGAGGGGUACCUGUACCGCGUGGCCAUGGAGAAGAAGGGCGUGUGGAACGGCGACGCGAUUCCGAUUGAGUAUGCGCGUAUGCAGACGGAGACGCCAGCGGCCGAGGCGUGGAACCACGAGUGGAAGCGGUAA
Messenger RNA from Akanthomyces muscarius, 597 nucleotides. RefSeq lists its product as uncharacterized. Bases 1 to 597 code for a protein of 198 amino acids. Gene Ontology annotation, biological process: mitochondrial translation. The record is from RefSeq and is a predicted model, not a curated record. NCBI's taxonomy places the organism in Eukaryota, Fungi, Ascomycota, Sordariomycetes, Hypocreales, Cordycipitaceae. The transcript has a single exon. Gene Ontology annotation, molecular function: structural constituent of ribosome.